AUGGCCGCUCUCUUUGGAUUAGGUGCUUCCGCUGAUAUUGAAAUUGCACUUCAAGGAGACGACCAGAGGAAACUCGUAGAGGUCAAGGUCGACAAGGACAAAAAGGCUAAAUAUCCCCUGUAUUUCGAUGGCGAAUCUGUCAUUGGAAAGGUCCAAGUACGUGUGCGUGAUGGCAAGAAGAUUGAACAUCAGGGAAUCAAAAUAGAGUUUGUGGGUCACAUCGAACUAUUUUAUGAUCGAGGAAACCACUACGAAUUCCUAUCCAUGGCUCAAGAAUUAGCUGCUCCCGGCGAGUUACGGCAAAGUGCUACUUUUGACUUUGAAUUCAAAAAUGUCGAAAAGCAAUAUGAAUCCUACUUUGGAAUCAAUGUCAAACUGAGGUAUCUGGUACGAGUGACUGUUGGACGUAGGAUUGGAAGUAUCGUUAAGGAAAAGGAUUUAUGGGUAUACUCGUAUCGUAUGCCACCAGAAUCAAACAAUUCAAUCAAAAUGGAAGUCGGAAUUGAAGACUGCUUGCAUAUCGAAUUCGAAUACAACAAGAACAAAUACCAUUUGCGAGACGUCAUUGUUGGUAAAAUCUAUUUUUUAUUGGUUCGCAUCAAAAUCAAACAUAUGGAGUUAUCCAUUAUAAGAAGAGAAACUACAGGAGCACCACCAAAUCAAUACAAUGAAAGUGAAACAAUAACAAAGUUUGAAAUCAUGGAUGGAGCCCCAGUUCGAGGAGAAACAAUACCAAUACGACUCUUUUUGAGUGGAUUUGAACUGACACCCACCUAUCGAGACGUCAACAAGAAAUUCUCGACACGAUACUAUCUCAAUCUCGUACUGGUGGAUGAAGAGAAUAGGCGAUACUUCAAACAACAGGAAAUCACUGUAUACCGAGUUAGAGCCGAAGAUGAAGCAGAUCAUGUUGACAACUCAGACAUUCAGCAAUCACUGCAUCAAAGUGUUGGAAUUUGA
This is a messenger RNA of Synchytrium microbalum, 960 nucleotides long. RefSeq lists its product as uncharacterized. Gene Ontology annotation, cellular component: endosome; retromer complex. Gene Ontology annotation, biological process: retrograde transport, endosome to Golgi; intracellular protein transport. The coding region runs from base 1 to 960 and encodes 319 amino acids. The record is from RefSeq and is a predicted model, not a curated record. Lineage: Eukaryota; Fungi; Chytridiomycota; Chytridiomycetes; Synchytriales; Synchytriaceae. The transcript has 9 exons.